AUGCAACAGGUUUUUAGAGAAAUGAUUAAAACUUCAACUAUUACUAUAUUAGUUGCUGCUAUUGCUAUAUCGUCAUGUGAAGAUAGCUUUUCUCUUGAUAUUAUAUAUUUACAAUUGAUUCUUCAUGAUACAAAUGAAUUAAUUAAUGGUAAUAUUCUACAAUUUGAUUAUCUAUAUUAUCGUGUAACUAAAGAAAAAUUAGCUAAUCAAGAAUUAUCAAAUGUAAUUGACGAACAAGAUCAAUAUGUUACAUUUAAAGAAUUACGUAUUUCAAAUAUUAGUAUAGAAGAAUUAAUAUCAUGCUCAACUNCUCUAAUUGAUUUGAUUGGAACAUAUCAAUAUUCAUUUGAAAAUAGUGAAUAUAUGUCAAUAAUUGAUAUUGUUGAAAAUGAAUUUAAUUUAAAAUAA
Molecule: messenger RNA, 408 nt
Organism: Rotaria sp. Silwood2
Lineage: Eukaryota; Metazoa; Rotifera; Eurotatoria; Philodinida; Philodinidae
Source: the annotation of a GenBank genome assembly